Daphnia magna is the source of this 7473-nucleotide messenger RNA. RefSeq names its product protein expanded (gene ex). Gene Ontology annotation, cellular component: cytoskeleton; cytoplasmic side of apical plasma membrane. The coding region runs from base 747 to 7175 and encodes 2142 amino acids. The record is from RefSeq and is a predicted model, not a curated record. Gene Ontology annotation, biological process: positive regulation of hippo signaling. NCBI's taxonomy places the organism in Eukaryota, Metazoa, Arthropoda, Branchiopoda, Diplostraca, Daphniidae. The transcript is spliced from 10 exons.
AGUGCCCCUAUAGCCUUCGCAGUGUCUCUUCGACCGUUAGAGCCGAGCGUCGUGCCGUGUGUACGCGCGAGCACGACUCGUUUGUAGUGUGUGUAUAUGUGUGUUUGUGCUGCUGCUACUACACAUGAUUUUAUCAGAGUCAAGAAAGGGGAAACAAAAAGACGUUGGCUGCAUGUGUGUGUUAGUCUGCCAAUUCGUGUGAGACGUGAAAAGUUUACCCAACGAUACAACGGAUUACAUUGACUUUGUCUACUAUCGAAAUUGCGAUAUCAAGGAUUAAGAAGAAGGAAAAAAAUAUCGGCACGAUGACAUUCCAAGAUACUAUGAAAUAGAAUCGGGGCCAACUGCUGUCUUUUGAAAGAAAAAAAAACCGUUACCAGGAUAUAUAUUUAUAUAUCUACACUGCAAAACAGACACAAUCGUGUAUCUCGUUCUUCCUCAAACACACGAGUUUUAGGGAGACAUUUUGUUUUUUCAGGCGGGAAAUUAAAACGCUUGUGUUUGUCGAAGCGCGUGUGUGAAUUUCUAAAAGAAAAAGUGUCAAGUGGUUAUCUCUCUCUCUGUGUGUGUAGUGUUUCUAAGAAGUUACAUCAAUUGGAAUUCCUUUCAUUCGAUUUUGCCAUUGGAUGGGACGUCCAACGUGAACAUGCGGAUAGCACGGGGCGAGCCAUGUAACGCUACCCACCACGACAGGGAGGUAGAUAAGGGCGGGCGAGGCCCUUGAAAUCUUUGUCGUCCCACCCGCAAUGCGCCACCCACCGGUGCUCUUACGUCCCGCCGCCGCCCAAACAGCCGAUCCAGCGCCGAUUGCCACAUCAUCUGUCUCUGCUAGCCAAACAACAGUUCCAUCAACAACAGCUAAUGGCAAUAGCAGUGGCUUACAGCAUUUGUACAGCAAUACCGGCGCUAAUCACCAUCCAUCGCUGCCAUGUUCAUCGACUCUUCAUUCCUCAUACACUUCAUCGGCCGGCGGCGGCGGUGGCGUUUCGGCGAAUAGCAACAAUAGCAUUUCAGAUAAUGUUCACGUGGUGGGUCAUCAGUCUGUCAAUCCGACGACACCAACUCCGGUCACUGGAGGACCGGCAUCCGCUUUUUCCGGAUCAGCUCAUUCACUCAUUGGACCUCUUUUGCCGUCGGCUCGGCGCUAUGUCGCCGUUCGGCUCCUCACAGGCGAGACGCUCCAAUUCGAUGUCGAGGUGAAAAGCAAAGGAAAGGAGUUGUACGCCGCUGUCGCUCGGCACAUGUCUUCACUGGGCAUGAAAAGCACCGACAUCUUUGGCUUAGCCAUUCAAAUCGACGGUGAAUACCUGUUUGUGGAUCCGGAGAACAAGCUGGGAAAGUACGCGCCCAAGGGCUGGAAAUCGUCACACGCUAGCGGUUUGAAUAAUGCUGGUCAUCCGCUUUUGGUGCUCUAUUUCCGCGUCAAAUUCUACGUUGAUAGCCACCUCCUGAUCAGGGAUCGUGUGACGCGUCAGCAUUAUUACUACCAACUUCGAGAGAAUGUGCUCCGACACGGCCAACCAGCCACCGAAGAGAGUUUCUUCCGGCUAGCAGCUCUGGCUCUUCAAGCCGAGUUGGGCGACUACGACCCUGAACGCCAUCGGGCCGCCUAUUUUGACACGCAACUCUAUUUUCCCCAAUGGAUUUUGGAGAGAGUGGGAGUGGACUAUGUGGUGCAAAACAUGCCAGCCAUGCAUCGGGAUCAUCGUUGUUUGUCGACCGGCUCAGCUCAACUUCUCUACAUUAAGGAGGCGUCUAGCGGUCACACCCAUUACGGACUUCAUCUUUACCGGCUGCGCAGUUCCAAGAAAUCGGACGAUCAACAACAACUUCAGUUGCAACAGCAACAACAUCAUGCCCAUACUAGUAGUGGUAGUAGUAGUAGUCAUCAUAAUUCCCACCGAUUGCGCAGUGCGGAACGCACCGGAUGUGAUAGCCGCUUGUCCGGUGCCAGCGUCACGCUCGAUCGACCCAACAAAACUCACAAGUUGGACCCGAAAAUUGAAUCGGUUCUUGGUCUUUCUUCUUCCACCGAUGAUUCUUCCAAUGGACGAACACCAUUGGAACGCUCCACGUCUCAACCGCCGUGUUCGACCAACGAGAACCAAACUGUCCAGCAGCUCCACGAACAACAGCAACCGCAUACCGGAACUGUUUGGCUGGGCAUUUGUGGCAGAGGCAUCGACAUUUACGAGGAGGAAGACAGCUUCACCAAGACGGUCCGGGCCACCUUCCAAUGGCCUAAUAUUGGCAAACUCUGUUUCGAGAGGAAAAAGUUUGAAAUCCGCGCUGUUGGAUGUCCGGAAAGCCGCAAGUUCACGUACUACACGAGCAGCGACGACAAAUCGAAACAUUUGCUGUACCUGUGCAGAGUGACGCAUCAAUUCAGUAUGGCCAUGCAGCCCAAGUUGGCCGAACUGCGUAAACUCGAAGAAGAAGCCAAUCGACAUUACCAAGAAUCCAUGGGAGAAGGUACGGCCGUCGAGGUAGGCGGAUGGUGCGAUGCAGGGAGCAGACUGGAACGACCCGACAGGCUUAGCUUACGGGGAUACGGUUCCUUGUCAAAGGGACGUGGUGGAGGUAGUCAGACUCACGGAGACCAACGUAUUUCCGUCAUCAGCAGCACGUCGUCCAACACGACGUCGGGUAUCGUUUCAGACAAAGUGCAGAGCGUCGAUGAAAGCGAAGACGAACUGGACUUGGAUGAACGUACCCGGCCGUCCCCCGCAGCCGCUCCAUCGCUCGAAUCGCUGGCCCUGGCACACCUCCGUGAUUCUUGCGAUUCACUACCUGCCGAACUGGAACGUCGAAAUGAGUCCGAAUCAGCAAUGCAACUGAGACCAGCAGCUCAGAAUCUCACGGCCGGCCAGCAAAAUGUCACCAACAACAGCGGCAACAGCACGACGUUACCUCGACGUUUAGCUGGACUAGGCGCCCGUUUAGCCAGAGUCGGACGUUCGAGCAACAAGACGACAACAUCGACAGCUGCCACAUGCAGCGCCACCACUACGCUGCGAACGUCCAACGAAAUGUCUCGAACCGGAAGCCUCCACAGCUCAUCGUCACAGCACAGCGCAUCCACCAUCCAUUCGAGAUCGCGUUCCAAACCUCGUGUUUCCUCGUCAACGACAAACGGCUGGCCUGGAUGCGAUCUGAAUCCAUCUUCCGACAGGGUGGCCAACAACAGCCCGGCCUCUUGGCUGAGGUUGAACAGCGUCGACGUGACUGACGGAAUCGCUUCCAUGCGGUUGCAACCAGCAGCCGAAGAGAAUCAAAGACGUUCCGAUAUGGUUGGAUGCCAAUCCAGCAAUAAUAGUGGAGCGACAGGUGCAACCGAUCAGCCCCAGAAUUCCGGCAUGGAAGAAGAGAAUCAGUACUGGUAUUCUUGCGACGAUGACGUCAGUGAAACUGGUUCCACCAAUGGCGAGAAAUGUCCAGCUGGAGUUUUGUGCACCGAUUGCAGGAUGGGCAUCGUCUGCUGUAGUGGCUCUCAAUCUCAACAGCAUCUGCAUCACCGAGGGCACGAAGAUCUCCCCGAUCAUCAUCACCACCACAACCACCAUCACGUCAAUCAUCAUCACCUCCACCACGCCAAAGAUCCAUCAGAGAGUAGCAGUUUGUGCGUCAGUGUGGAUCACACGACGCAAGACUCGACCCUCUCCGACUGUCAGAGUUAUUUCCACAGUCACGUCAGCAGCGUCGAUUCGUCAUUGGGAGGUUCGGCUCCACCGCACCCACUCAUUCCGGCGCCGGAAAUGGCCAAUACUCCGUUAGCCGCUACCGUGUCCGCCCUAAGCAAUGGCGGUUCCCUACGAUCGUUACGCAGCGCUAAAGUUAGCGUGGCUUCCACGUCCGAUGAUUGCGGUCCAGCCGUCGAUUAUUCCGUUCAAAGUGGUCCAGCGGCUGAUAGUUCGUCGUCUGCUUCGACGCCAUCCGCAGCAGCCGCCGCCAUGUGCGCCAGCCCCAAGUUGGACUUCACCGUCACCAGCGCCGUGCCCAACACUGGAACGUAUCCGCGUCGCAGCACCGUCAGCAACACGCUGGAUUCAGACAGUGAUUACGUCACACUGCCGCCGCUUUGCCCGCGGAUGCAGGAUAAUAAUGUAGUCAUGGGUGCAAGUAGUUACGUCUUCAUGGAGCCCAUGCAGCCCAAAAAUGGUGGCCAGGUAACAGUGGCCUGCGUCAAUCAGCUGUCCCUCCGACAUGGCAUCAACUGUAAAAUGGUGGACGAUGCGGCCUCGACAACCUACUCGGCCAGCUCUUGUUCCAGCUCUCAAUUGAUGGGUAUGACCAGACCCGUGUCGGCUGCUGCGUCCGCAGCCGCAGCAGCGGCCGCCGCUGCUGCAUCAGAAGCUGCUGCCCGUUUCAUCACUACCCGGCCUACGAUUAGCAUCCUUCAAGCGCACGCUGCAUCCGCAGCUCCGGCCACGCAACCCAGUUUUGCUGCACCGGCGCAACACCUGAUCCCUCCACCUCCUUACGACAUUCGACAACAUCCUUUGUACAAUCAACAGCAACAACAACAACAGCAGCAGCAACAGCAACAGCAGCAAAGCUAUCAUCCAGCUCAAAUCCAGGCCCAGUAUCAGUCAAUGGAUGCUUCAUCCUCAUCGGCGGGAUUGACCUGUUGUCAAUACGUUCCACCUCCGGCUGGUUACUCCUCGUGUCAGCAGACGGACGCGUUCGAACCCCCUCCACCUCCGCCGCCCUACCCCAUCCAUCUGCAGGGUCAAGUACAAGCUCCGCUGACAACGGCCAAUUUGGGACUUCAUUUGAGCCAGCAGUCCGUCUCUUCGUUGGUCUCGAAAAAUAGCAUCAACAGCAUGGCCAGCAGUGCCCGAUCGCUGGAAGCUGUUUCCGAUUCGCACCGGAUCGCCCCGCCCAAUAGUCACGCUGUCUACGCCGAAGAUAGUCUCAACGACAGCAAGACGAACGCGGGCAGUAGCUUGUACGGUGUCAUAACAACAGACCCGGAUGUUGCGGCGGCUGUGGCCGGCAAUAAUGGCGGACAGGUGGCCCCGGUGAUCGGUAAAAACAACUACCUGGAUCUCCACGCCACCAAUACGCUGUCCAGGCGACCUCAACAUCCUAUUCCAUCGAGCGCUCAGCAGCAACAAUCUGUGACGACUCAAUCCGUCCAGCAAGUCAAUGGAACUGUGGCCGUAGGAGCUUCGGUACCGUACGAGCAAUACCAUCUAGGAAUUCCGCCUCCUCCGCAAUAUCCAGGCAAUAGCGGUGGUGGCAAUGGAGGCAACGGUAGCAAGGCUAGUUUCGCUACGGUUUACACCAACCAAGUGACGCAGAGCCAGAUCGAACAAUUCAAAGCGCAAUUGUAUUCGGAUGUGGACUACGUCAUUUAUCCGCACAAGGAUCCAUCGCUCAGCCAACAGGAGUACCUGGACGUGAAAGAAGCAGCUUCUUUCAUUUCCUCAGCGGCCAGCAGCACGUACAGCGAUCAGGGUCAGAUGAUGUUGAUGGGCGAUGGAGCCUAUCUGCCUCCACCGCCUCCUUAUCGAGCUCCAUCGAACAAAUCGGGCACAUCGUCCGUCUACCGAUCGUCCCCGAUGCCCAAUCUUCCGCCGGUUUCCAGCACGGGUGGCAUAGUUUUGAGUGGAACAACACCGGCCAGCCAGCCGCCUCUCCAGCACUUGGGAUAUGGGUACAGUUCUCAUCACCAAGGAGCUGGAGCUAGGCCGGCUUCCGUCCAUUACGCUUCCAAUCAAAGUUUGUCCAGCGGCAAUUAUUCCAGCUCGUAUUCGACAUCGAAUUACUCGUCCAAUUAUUCCGCCCAAGUGCCCAUGGCUUAUGUUCCUUAUCCGAGCAAGUACUUGUCGUGCCAAUCGUUGGCCAGCAGCCACUCAUCCAACCCUAGUGCUGCCUACUCGGCCAGCGGCUGCUAUUCGGCUUCGUCAUCGCACAGCAUGACGGGCAGCUACGAGCCGAUAGGGGCGGCUAUCCAGCACGCCGGAGCAGCUCUCAGAGGCAAACCAAUGGCUCCCCUGCCGGUCCUUUCUCGGGUCCAUUCAGAGGAGAGCAUUUUGACUUACGAUCUCCCUGAAAUCACGACGCUCAGCUCGGCCAUUGCCCGUCAUCAGGAGGCUAGGGGUUUACUACCUCCUCCUCCACCCUACCGCAAGCAGAGUCUCGAUACACCGUCAACUCCGGGAUCAACGUGUUCUUCGAGCGCGCCGUCUAUAGCUCCUGAAGGAUCCAGUUGCGCUUCGGAUGGGGGAAGAUUGCCUGGACAAAAGACGCCGCUGGACAUCAAGACGUUGAGAGAAAAGAGUCGCAAUUUGGAUUUGCCUUUGAUAUCGGCCUUGUGUAACGAUACGACGCUCUUGAAUCAGGCUAAACGGAAACCGAGUUUGGGUCAACAACAAAUCCAGCAGCAACAACAACAACUGCAGCAGCAACUGCAGCAGCAACAGACUCAGCAACUGCAGCAACAUCAGCAGUAUCAACAACAGUCCAUUUCCAACAUUCAGAGUAUGCCCCUGCCUCCGACACCAAUCGAAGCUGCCCAGGGUAAAACGACGGGCCAACCACCUCCCAAACCGGGCGGACAGGUCAACGGACAGCCGCAUGCCUACGUGAUGCCUCGUCAUCCGGCAUCGUUGUCCAUGAGCCAGGCGGAAUCUUCAACUUGUCGCAGGCCGGCACUUACCACUCCCAGACGGAAUCCGGUCACAUCGGUCCAGCAAGCGUCUCAGUCUCGGCCGACUUCGUGGCAUAUUGACGGUAACAAUUGGAAUGUCGGGCAAGGUGAUCCGACCGUCAACGCAGAGAAGAGCAACGCCCCUCCACCUCCACUGCCUCCACCUAAUUCCAACAGCGCCAUCGAGGCUAAAUUGCAACAACUGCAAAAGGCGGCCGUGGCCAUUGCUACUGGACCAGGUUCCAUCAUCGCCGAGGACGGCAAGAUCGCGAAAGCUUUGAAUCUGCCAGCAUUCGCCAAAUCAGUCAAGAACUCUUACGUGGUUUCGCCCAGUCGUAAACAUCCCGUUUCCGGAUUGUAUGCCGUUACCGAGUUAGGUAAACCGCCGUCUGGUUCCCGCAAAAUAACCCCGACAGCCUUUUCCCACCCGCAUAACAACGCAGGCACCAAAGUGACGCAACACACGCCGAAUCCAUCAUCGUUGUCCAAUGGCAAAACAUCGUUCAGUGUUGUCCCUUAAAUAUUAAAAAAAAAAAAAAAAUAAUAAUAAUAAUAAUAAUGUUCAAACUGUGCCAUGAGGUUCGGCAACGGUCGUUUGCCUCAGUGUAAAAACUUAGAGAUAAAAAGAAAAGAACCCAUUUUUUAAAUUCCGCUCAAAAUCCUUUUUGUUGUUUAUGCAGUCAGUGGUUUCCGUGACUCACCGAGGAAAAUUGUAAAAUCCGGUCCCCGACUUUCCCCCCCCCCGCUAUUCAUUUUAGAUGCCAUUGAGUUUUUUUUUUAUUAUUAAAAAAAAAGAAAAGUAAAAAAAAAAAAAAAAA